GGGGAGCAAGCAGCCUAGAGUUGCCAAUUUGAGUUGGCUGUAUUCCUGAAGAUUUCAUCACAUGAGAACAGUGAAGUCCCUAUUGGAUUUUAUGGAGUCUCUGGCUCUUCUCCCUUCCCAGAGUUAAAACUCUGCUUGGGAGUUAUGUUGGACCCCAUGGCUGGAGAUAUCGUUAUCAACUCCGAUAGGAAGAGCUGUUUUGUCACUGAGCAAACCUUUGCUUUCCUGAAAGUGACCAUAUGGAGCCUAUACCAGGCCUUGAGCAAACAGUGGAAUCUCCCCUUGGCAAAGUCAGGACUUCACAAACUUUCAUAAAUAGGGGCCAGGGAACUUCUGCUCUCCGUGGGGCGUAUGGAGCAACGUCAAAGCAGGAUGGGGGCCAUGAGGCCAGUGCUGGCUUUGCUGUCCCUGACCUACCUGCUGCGCACAGCUGCCACCCUGAGAAUCUGCGCUUUCAACAUCAGGAGUUUUGGAGACAGCAAGCUGUCCAAUGAGACCAUUGCAGGCAUCAUCGUGAACAUCGUGCAGACAUACGACGUCGCUGUGGUGCAGGAGGUCCGUGACUCUGAUGGGAGUGCUGUCAGGAAACUGAUGGACCAGCUCAACAGGGCAUCUCUGCAGCCAUACAGCUACGUGGUCAGCGAGCCCCUGGGCCGGAACUCCUACAAGGAGCAGUAUCUCUUUGUGUACAGGACGGGUGUGGUGUCGGUGGUGGACAGUUACUACUAUGAUGAUGGCUGUGAGCCCUGCGGGAACGACACUUUCAGCAGGGAGCCCUUCAUUGUGAAGUUCUCCUCCCCCUACACAGAGGUGCAGGAGUUUGUGCUGGUACCCCUGCAUACGCCCCCCAGCGAGGCUGUGGCAGAGAUUGAUGCCCUCUAUGAUGUCUACUUAGAUGUCAUCGACAAGUGGGGGACUGACAACAUCGUCUUCCUGGGAGACUUCAACGCCGACUGCUCCUACGUCAGGCCGCAGGACUGGCCUUCCAUCCGCCUGCGCACCAACGACGCCUUCCAGUGGCUCAUCCCGGACAGUGCAGACACCACCGUGUCGUACACAAACUGCGCCUACGAUCGGAUCGUGGUGAGUGGCUCUGAGCUGCAGCGUGGUAUGGUGGCCGGAUCUGCCAAAGUCAACAACUUCCAGGAGACUUUCCACCUGCAGCGCGAGGAUGCGCUGGCUGUGAGUGAUCAUUUCCCGGUGGAAGUGACUCUGAAGACUCGGUGAGGCUCGCCUGCUCCUGCCUUGCUCCAUCCCCCGCUAAGCCAGGAGACGUAGCAAAGCAAUUUCUACCGCAUUCAUAUUCCCUUUGGCUGCUGCUGGCUGCAGCGCCAA
Mauremys mutica (yellowpond turtle) is the source of this 1335-nucleotide messenger RNA. RefSeq names its product deoxyribonuclease-1-like. Gene Ontology annotation, cellular component: nucleus. Gene Ontology annotation, molecular function: DNA nuclease activity. Gene Ontology annotation, biological process: DNA catabolic process. The coding region runs from base 352 to 1227 and encodes 291 amino acids. Lineage: Eukaryota; Metazoa; Chordata; Testudines; Geoemydidae. The record is from RefSeq and is a predicted model, not a curated record. The transcript is spliced from 11 exons.